AUGUCUAAUUAUCAAAAACCCCCAAAUCAAGGCAUGUUCAAACAAAGUCUAAUAGACUUUGGAAAAGAUCUGACUGAGUACACCGGUCGCGCACUCAGUGAGACCGAAUCCAACAAGGAAGAUACGCACAAACUCUCGGACACAGACAGAGAAUCUUAUGAAAGCGUACACGCACCUAGAUUCUCUCUGUCGCGUAGUUCAAUUGGAAUACAGAAUCAGCCGCCAUUGCAGAUCACGCCGCGCGAAGAAGGAAACGUCUUCCAAGGGGAAGAGAGCGAGUUCUCGGUGGACACGAUAAACAAACCGGACGCAGCUCUGAUAAGCUCCCUACUGGAAUGCGUCCAGGAAAUAGAAAUUGUGAGGACGAGAUCGUCCAACCUCCAAGGAGGAUAUAAAAGGAAACUAAAAAUCGCGGAAGAAACGAUUAAAGAAGUAAGCUCCGAAUUUACCGGAAGGAAGAACGGAAAGAAGACUAAGACUGAGAACCUAGUACUGAAAGAAGAAAAUAGCAAACUCAAAAAAUACAUCGAAGUUCUAGAAAAAAGAAUUACAGUCCUAGAAAACGCAGUCUACAAAGAAAAGAAAGACGAAGGGAAAAUACCUUACACCACUGACCCUCAGGAACACCUGAAAGAAAUAAAAGUAAGCCUAGAUAGACAAAUGACGGAUUUCAAGACCGAAACCAAGGAAAUGCUGACUAUCGGUCUUGCAAACAGAAGUCAUGCCCCUGGAAAAGGAGAAAGUGCUAAAAACAGCACAAUCACAAAAGAUAGAGCCAAAGAUAAUUUAAAUAAACCAGCAGAAACGGCUCCAACAAAAUGGACGGAAGUAAUCGGGAGAAGGAAAAAGAGCAACUCCAAAGAAACUGCAAAACAAGACGAAAGACAGGUGACGAAGUCUCGCGACACAGAAGCAAGCAGGCAGACUACAAAAAAGAAAACUCCGGCGAGAGUAGCCAAAGACCGCGCCGUAAUCCACAUUAUAAGGGAGGAAGGCUGCGAAGUAGACUACGCGGAAAUAAUGAAAAUGGCCCGCGAGAAGAUAAACAUCCAGGAUCUGGGAAUCGGAGGAUUGAGACCGAGAACCUCAUUAAACGGUGGGCUCAUCCUAGAGAUCCCAGGGAAAGAUAUGGAGCAAAACACUAACGCAUUAGCCGGAAAGAUUACCGAACUUGUCAAAGGCAUGUUCAAACAAAGUCUAAUAGACUUUGGAAAAGAUCUGACUGAGUACACCGGUCGCGCACUCAGUGAGACCGAAUCCAACAAGGAAGAUACGCACAAACUCUCGGACACAGACAGAGAAUCUUAUGAAAGCGUACACGCACCUAGAUUCUCUCUGUCGCGUAGUUCAAUUGGAAUACAGAAUCAGCCGCCAUUGCAGAUCACGCCGCGCGAAGAAGGAAACGUCUUCCAAGGGGAAGAGAGCGAGUUCUCGGUGGACACGAUAAACAAACCGGACGCAGCUCUGAUAAGCUCCCUACUGGAAUGCGUCCAGGAAAUAGAAAUUGUGAGGACGAGAUCGUCCAACCUCCAAGGAGGAUAUAAAAGGAAACUAAAAAUCGCGGAAGAAACGAUUAAAGAAGUAAGCUCCGAAUUUACCGGAAGGAAGAACGGAAAGAAGACUAAGACUGAGAACCUAGUACUGAAAGAAGAAAAUAGCAAACUCAAAAAAUACAUCGAAGUUCUAGAAAAAAGAAUUACAGUCCUAGAAAACGCAGUCUACAAAGAAAAGAAAGACGAAGGGAAAAUACCUUACACCACUGACCCUCAGGAACACCUGAAAGAAAUAAAAGUAAGCCUAGAUAGACAAAUGACGGAUUUCAAGACCGAAACCAAGGAAAUGCUGACUAUCGGUCUUGCAAACAGAAGUCAUGCCCCUGGAAAAGGAGAAAGUGCUAAAAACAGCACAAUCACAAAAGAUAGAGCCAAAGAUAAUUUAAAUAAACCAGCAGAAACGGCUCCAACAAAAUGGACGGAAGUAAUCGGGAGAAGGAAAAAGAGCAACUCCAAAGAAACUGCAAAACAAGACGAAAGACAGGUGACGAAGUCUCGCGACACAGAAGCAAGCAGGCAGACUACAAAAAAGAAAACUCCGGCGAGAGUAGCCAAAGACCGCGCCGUAAUCCACAUUAUAAGGGAGGAAGGCUGCGAAGUAGACUACGCGGAAAUAAUGAAAAUGGCCCGCGAGAAGAUAAACAUCCAGGAUCUGGGAAUCGGAGGAUUGAGACCGAGAACCUCAUUAAACGGUGGGCUCAUCCUAGAGAUCCCAGGGAAAGAUAUGGAGCAAAACACUAACGCAUUAGCCGGAAAGAUUACCGAACUUGUCAAAGAAUCUGCGAGGAAGAAAAGCUACCCUCCUCACACAGGAUGGGAANCGAUAAACAAACCGGACGCAGCUCUGAUAAGCUCCCUACUGGAAUGCGUCCAGGAAAUAGAAAUUGUGAGGACGAGAUCGUCCAACCUCCAAGGAGGAUAUAAAAGGAAACUAAAAAUCGCGGAAGAAACGAUUAAAGAAGUAAGCUCCGAAUUUACCGGAAGGAAGAACGGAAAGAAGACUAAGACUGAGAACCUAGUACUGAAAGAAGAAAAUAGCAAACUCAAAAAAUACAUCGAAGUUCUAGAAAAAAGAAUUACAGUCCUAGAAAACGCAGUCUACAAAGAAAAGAAAGACGAAGGGAAAAUACCUUACACCACUGACCCUCAGGAACACCUGAAAGAAAUAAAACUAAGCCUAGAUAGACAAAUGACGGAUUUCAAGACCGAAACCAAGGAAAUGCUGACUAUCGGUCUUGCAAACAGAAGUCAUGCCCCUGGAAAAGGAGAAAGUGCUAAAAACAGCACAAUCACAAAAGAUAGAGCCAAAGAUAAUUUAAAUAAACCAGCAGAAACGGCUCCAACAAAAUGGACGGAAGUAAUCGGGAGAAGGAAAAAGAGCAACUCCAAAGAAACUGCAAAACAAGACGAAAGACAGGUGACGAAGUCUCGCGACACAGAAGCAAGCAGGCAGACUACAAAAAAGAAAACUCCGGCGAGAGUAGCCAAAGACCGCGCCGUAAUCCACAUUAUAAGGGAGGAAGGCUGCGAAGUAGACUACGCGGAAAUAAUGAAAAUGGCCCGCGAGAAGAUAAACAUCCAGGAUCUGGGAAUCGGAGGAUUGAGACCGAGAACCUCAUUAAACGGUGGGCUCAUCCUAGAGAUCCCAGGGAAAGAUAUGGAGCAAAACACUAACGCAUUAGCCGGAAAGAUUACCGAACUUGUCAAAGAGAAACCGGCCCGGACCAAGAGAUUAAGGUCGGAACAAUCCGGAAGAAUGCACGCGGCACAAGCUCUGUUUCACUUAGAUGCAAGAGAGAAACCGCCCUUAAACUUCUAA
Molecule: messenger RNA, 3372 nt
Organism: Ceratina calcarata
Lineage: Eukaryota; Metazoa; Arthropoda; Insecta; Hymenoptera; Apidae
Exons: 6
Coding region: 1-3372 (1123 amino acids)
Source: RefSeq, a predicted model, not a curated record